Molecule: messenger RNA, 1963 nt
Organism: Myxozyma melibiosi
Lineage: Eukaryota; Fungi; Ascomycota; Lipomycetes; Lipomycetales; Lipomycetaceae
Exons: 1
Coding region: 190-1581 (463 amino acids)
Source: RefSeq, a predicted model, not a curated record
UGUUGCCCUCUUUGUUUAGAAAGAAUUACAGACAAUUGGUUCUGAAUUGUAUAUAUAUCUGGUCUAUGCCUCGAUAUAUCGCAGGUUCUGCUUGAACUUAUAACUACUACCACUACACCACUUCUUAUUACAUCACGUCUUUCUGCUCGGCAGUUUGCCGAUAAGCAAUCAUCUAUCUCCACGAAUAUCAUGGACCACAACAACAACAACAACAACACUUCUAGCAACAAUGGUGCUUCUCAACCCCAGUCACCGCCAACCUUCCCUCCAAACGUCUUCUACGUCAAUUACCACUUCACCUUUGCUCCAUCCCCCACCGCGCCCGCCACCCCUUCGCCUGGCUUCCCGCCGCCCGCUACCGACGACGCAGCGCAGUCGCCACAGCAGCAGCAGCAGCAGCAAGGCCCCGCGAACCCGUUCCAGGGAUUCUUCUUCUACACCAUCCCCGGCGGCGCUCCGGUAGCAGGCCAGGCCGGACCCGACAACAACCCCUUCGAGUUCUUCGAGGAACCGCCCAAGCCACGUGCGUCGAAGAACGCAGUCGCCGCGCUCAAGGACGUCGACCUUGACGCGAUCCCGGAGGCGGACCGGACGUGCUCGAUAUGCUUUGAGCCGUACAGCGCUGGGAAGAACGGACCGAAGCAGGCCGAAUCGAAAUGUGCUCAUGACGAAGAGCACGACGACGAGGCGAAGGCUACGGCGGAUGCCGCCGCAACCGAGUCUGCCGCCCCAGCCGACGAGAAGAAAGCAGAGGCAGAAGACGACCACGCGCCGCUUCAGAUGCCGUGCGGCCAUAUCUUUGGCCGGAGCUGCUUGAAAGAAUGGCUGGCGUCCUCGACGACCUGCCCGCUCUGCCGGACCGCGAUCGAGGCAGAGGCGCAAGAGGCGCAAGAGCCGCGACAGUCUGCGCCGCGAGCGACGUUUUUCUUCCAGAACGGAUUGCCGUUCUUGGUUGGCCCGCUUUUCAAUAUUAUCGCAGGCGCAAGAGGUGCUCGGCCCGCUCCUGCUUCCGCCCAGAAUCCGGGUCAGACGGGUGCGGGUGAGAAUGCUUCGUCUGAGAGCUCAUCUGAGGCCACAACUCAGACUCCUUCCGGCACCACGACCGCGUCCGAGGAAAGCGGCGCAUCAACUCCUGCAUCUCAGGAUCAGCGAGAACCGUCCAUCUCCCGCUCGCUAAGCUUCACGCUUUCGGCGCGUAACCGCAACCACCCCUACCUCCGCCGCUCCGCCCCCAGCAGCUCCACCAAUCUCUCGGAGCCACCUACGGUAUCGACCACCGCGUCCUCCACACCAAGCAGCACCACUCUCCCGCCACUCGCGACCGUGCUCGCUCGACCCGAUCUCGAAUGCGGCUCGGCGCCAAUGGGACUCUGCGAGGAGUCCGGCGCGUACAUGCGUCUGACGUGCGGCCACGGUUUCCACGAAGACUGCCUCCGCAGCGCGAUGAGAUCGCACGGCGACGCGGACAUUCCGAAUCUGCGGAGCGACGAGGACGUGUCGACUAGUGACAUUGAGCGGCCGCAGGUGCGUCGCGAGGUGUGGUGCAUGAGAUGUCGACGGUACGUCGCUGUCGAUGUAUAAGCGACGUCUCUCCUUUUUUAUUCAUUGUGGCUCUUCUUUUAGUUUUGUAUUGUUUUGGGAUAGCUUCAUCAACAGGAGGUGUUUUAAUGUUUCUUUAUUUCUUUGUUUAUUCGUCUUUGUUUUGCUUUUUGGGUCGUAUGGUCUGUACAUUAGUAUCUCAUGGUUGUAUUGUUUUUCCGGAAGAGCUGCGAUCUUUUCUUUUCAACGCCGUCAUCUGCAGGCGUUAUGGGCUUUCAUUCACCUUUCUUUAGCCCUUCAUAUUUGCCUAUUUUGCAUAAAUAUACACUAUAUUUCUAUAUACGAUAGAGUCUGGGUCGGUGGUUUAUAGGGACUUGGAUGUUUGUGUAGGGUUUGUAAUUAUGUAAUGUAUAAAUAAAUCAUC